Notodromas monacha is the source of this 799-nucleotide messenger RNA. Lineage: Eukaryota; Metazoa; Arthropoda; Ostracoda; Podocopida; Cyprididae. The record is from the annotation of a GenBank genome assembly.
AUGACGCAAGCAUUGCUAGUCUCCAAUGUUCCCCAAGAUCUGACCCACUCUUCGGAUGAAUUGUUUGCCUGCGAGAGGCUUCCCUGUGAUAUGCCACACUUGCUUCCAGAUAAUUAUGGAUUUUGCCUUGUGUGGUCUGAAGUGGUGGUGAUCAGAACAUUUUUGAAUGUCUUCAUCAGCCUAGGAUUGAGUGACUAUGCGAACCUGAGGACUCUCCAGCCGUCACUGUUGCUGGAGUUUGACCUGCUAUUGUCCUGCAGAAUCUGGACCGCUUGGAAAGCAAAGCUGGGAAGUAGGAUCCACGACCGUACUUUGCUGCUGGAAUGGCUGUAGAAUCCCGUACCUGGCUGGUCGCUCUGUAUUCGUGUUUUGCUUACUGUGGCAGCUGAUAAAGCAUAUCAACCCAGGUGCCAGUAGAAGAUGAUGUCUUCUUGCGUUAGCUGUGAUAAAGAAAAAUAUGUUUUUGAUGUGUUACUUCGUUGGUGUUAGGAGAGCGGAUGUGAUUUUCUGUUUUUGUCAGGUUCCCUCAUCUGGAUGAUCAGGUUUUUAUUCUCUUGUUUUGUUCCUGUGAUUGAGAGUGCUGUGCCGUUUUUCCAUGUUGCUUCCCCUGUAUUUACAAAAUCGUGCCAGUGCAGUUCAUCUGCAUCGUAUUACGAUGAAACGUUUCGUUACGAAUUAGUAAGGUUGUUUUGUUGAGAUGCAUUCCCCCUUAUCUAUGUCCUCCUUGUUCCUCUUUUUGCUGUUCCCUUUUCCAUCUCACAUCGACGUCAAUGGUCCAUAAAGUGGAGAUGCUUGGGAG